AACCCUCCAAACGUCACUCGAGACUCGAUUUAUUUCCAGUUUUGUUAUUGUUUUAACUUCGUGAAAUUGAAUUUUCUUGGAGAAACAAAAUUUUGCUGUGUGAUUUUUGUGAAAUUUGUGUAAAAUAAAUACUGUAAUAACCAUAACAAGAUGUUAUGCUGAAAUAUUUGUAAGCUCAUAAUAAGGAAAAUGGAUUUCAACAAGCAGCAAUUGAGCGAACAAGUAUACUGCGCAUUGUGCUUUGGCCGGAAGUGUUCCACAAAACCAGACGAGGUAUUUGUUGCAAUCCACAGUGAAGAGGGCAGAAGCAGAAACAUCAGCGCCCUCAUACGGAAAUAUUUCCCUGAGGAAAACAUCCAGGAGAAAGGAUUUUGUUGUUCAAGUUGCUGCCAGCAACUAGAAAAUUUCCACCGGUUCUAUUUGCAAAUCAAGGAAAUUCAAUCGAGCGGAAGAAUGCGUUCGAUUGAAGCGAACGAAGGAUCGAAUCAACUGUCGGAAGCAUUUCAGCUCGAUAUGCACAUUAAGGAGGAAAAGAUAGACGAAGGGUACAAUUACAAUCAAACUGGCGAUGAGGAAGCAUUGAACGAUUUCUUAAAAGGGCAGUAUCGUCCUCAAUCGGAUACAAACGGGAAUGAUCUAUCGCAAAAUCGAAUCUUAGACGCGAUAGUCAAUGAGUUUCAGGCCAGUUCGUUAAGUGGUACCGAAUCGAUAGGAUGUGGAACCGAUCAACCAUACUCGAAACGGGUGAAACGAAAACUCAAUGAAAAUUGGCAAACCAGUCGUAAUGAUUUGGUAUUCAGCAAUACAAACGAUCCCGAUUUAGAUUUCAUGGACGAGGAAUUUUAUCAGUACGACAAACCACCCGACGAUCGUGAAGAUCACACAACAUCGGCGGAGGCUUCUCCGUUCGAAGAACUGGAACGUUUACGAAGGGAAAACGAAUUGCUCAAAAGACGUAAUCAUCAGUUGGUUGUCCGUCUCAAAGAAGUACAUGUGCGCAACAUGGACCUCGUUAAGGUCAAUCAGGAGCUUUCUGAUAAACUUCAGUUGUACGAUCAGGGUCCAUAUACGAGAGCGGGCCCAACUAUUCCUGAGCAUAUUUCAUCAUCAUCUAAAUCGGCAACAUCUACAACUAAUAACAAGCAACCUUCUACAAAGUCGUCGUUGGUAAUUGGUCCAAUUCAAGACAUUCCACCGCCGCUACAUCAGGAACAACAACUACAACAUACUUCCAGUGAUAGAAUCAAGAGUAGUGCUUAUAUAUUGGACAACGGUGAUGUCAUAGUAAGAGACUCUCUCAUUCCUUUCCAAACAAUGGUAGAUAUUGAUUCGGUAGAACCGGGCGAAAAGUACGAUCUAAGAUUUAUCAGCAAAUUGGCUUUGGCACUAUGGGGACAAGAAAGGCUGGCAGUGAGUAGUGUUACUGGACGAAAAUCAAACAAUGCUGUCAACGCAACACCGAGCAUACAACUGGAACCGGAAAAACUAAGUUUUAUUAAAGAGAAAGUCUAUAAUCGAGUUAUGCAAGAAUCAAAUGAUCGACUACAGGCAAUGGCUCGAUCCGACGAUGCAAGAAUUAAUCGGUUGCUGAAUAUCAAAAUACAAAACGCCAAGCGUAAGAAAACUCCCAACCAACCGAACGUAUGACCGAAGGAUAUUGUUUCAAUGAUGAUUUGAUUUGAAUGAGUGAAUUACAUACAAGUAUGUAACACAAAAUCUACACUGAUGGACUUAAGUAUUCGUCAUAUUUUCAUAAUAAUCUCUAUGGAUUUAUAACGAAUACGUUUGUCCCUUUUGGAUAAAUCUAUAUUAAAACUUCAUUAUCUGAACAA
Molecule: messenger RNA, 1832 nt
Organism: Armigeres subalbatus
Lineage: Eukaryota; Metazoa; Arthropoda; Insecta; Diptera; Culicidae
Exons: 4
Coding region: 190-1647 (485 amino acids)
Biological process (GO): negative regulation of DNA-templated transcription
Cellular component (GO): nucleus
Molecular function (GO): DNA binding; zinc ion binding
Source: RefSeq, a predicted model, not a curated record